Molecule: messenger RNA, 1173 nt
Organism: Coccomyxa subellipsoidea C-169
Lineage: Eukaryota; Viridiplantae; Chlorophyta; Trebouxiophyceae; Coccomyxaceae
Exons: 8
Coding region: 1-1173 (390 amino acids)
Cellular component (GO): Golgi membrane
Molecular function (GO): hexosyltransferase activity
Source: RefSeq, a predicted model, not a curated record
AUGGCGGCAGGGGAAGCUUUGCGAAGGGCCAGCCUUUGCAUUCUCCUGCUCUUUCCAGCACUGUGCAUAGCUCAGGGGUUUAGUGUAGACCCUAAAAAGGAUCACCACCGACAGUUGGCGUCUUCGACGCACCUGGGGCAGCAGGGCGCUGGGAAACACAAAGUCAAGGCACUGGUGGCAGUGAUGAGCGGCUUUGGCGAGAAAUACUCCGAGAGGAGACAGCAUCUGCGCCAGACCUGGUUUCCUGGCACGCAGCAGGAGCUGGACAGGUUGGAGCAGGAAACAGGUAUCCACAUGCGGUUUGCAGUGGGCGAGGCGCCAGAAGAGGCUCGGGAGCAAAUAGCAGAGGAGCAAGCUGCGCAUGGCGCCUUUCUGCACAUCCCACUCAGGGAUGACUACUCGGCGCUGUCGUACAAGACGCUGGCGCUGUGGCGGCUGGCUGAGGAGCGCUUCGAGGCGGAUUACGUAAUCAAGAUCGACGAUGACAACUACGUGCGACUGGACCGAUUAGCGAUCGCUCUCGACCAGUGGACGGACAUGGGAGCAGAGUACAUCGGGUGCUUCAAGUCGCGCGGCCGGGCACAGAAUAAUUCGGAUCCCUCUGCGCGGUGGCACGAUCCGCACCACCCCAUCUUUGCCGAGGACAACAGCCGGUACGCGGAGGGGCCGUUCUAUGCGCUGCGCGGGCGAGUCACCUCCGGAAUUCUGCGCGCCGGCAUACUGCCGCGGCUCGGCGGCCCCGAAGACAUGAUGGUGGGAGCGCUGAUGAAGGCGUUCAAUGUGUCAUGGUACGACGACCGGCGGCUGUGUCACAUGGAGGGAUGCACAUCGGCCAUGAUCGGAUUCAAGUGGGAUCAUGCAGUGAGGGAUUACUUGGAUCCUGCCCUGCGGUCCCCCACGCUGUGCUGCCUGUCACAGCGUACCUCCCAGCAGGUCCCCCCCAUCGACGAGUGCACCCACCCCUCGCAGUACACCCAGGAGGGCCUGCGCUGCCUGCACCUGCUGCACACGGACGCCACUUGUGCGGCGCCGACGCUUACUAACGGCCAGCUGGCGCUGUCCACGUUCUACAACUACACUGUCAACCAUACCUGGAUUGCUGACCGGGCGCCGCCCGAGCACACCUGGCGCUUCCACAUGCAGGGCCACUUCAGGCAUGGCACAGGUGACUGA